GGCCGAUCGGCGUCGGAGUCGGAGCCUGGGUGACGACGUCCUCGGCUCAAAAUCCCCCUUCCCGAGCCCACCGAAUGCCCUUCUCUGUUCUCUCCCGAACACGUUCCCUUCUGCGCUGCUGGAAAUAUGGCCACCUCUGCCAACCACCCCGUCAACUCAGACCUGCUCUUCUGCCCGCGCCUGAUCCCGGCAAGCCAGCAGCAGGCACUGCCCGAUGGAUUCGCGGUUCGCCCGCUCUCCAUCAAGGACUACGACAAAGGUUUCCUCCAGGCUCUCUCGCAGCUAACCACUGUCGGCGAUCUCACCAAGGAACAGUUUGUCGAUCGAUUCUCGUAUCUCAAGGCCCACAACCACGAAUAUUUCACCAUAGUCAUCGAAGACGUCAAGAAGAGUCUGAUCAUUGCCGCCGGCACCGUGUUUGUCGAGCGCAAGUUUGUCCACAAUACCGGUCUGGUCGGCCAUAUUGAAGACAUUGUCACCCUCCAGACAUACCGAGGACUGAACUUGGGAAAGCGUAUCAUCGAGACGCUCAAGGACAUUGGCAAGGGCCGUGGGUGCUAUAAAGUCAUCUUGGACUGCAGUGACAAGAACAUACCCUUCUACGAGAAGUGCGGUUUUGUUCACAAGGAAUACGAGAUGGUCUGGUACAUCGACGAAUCCAAGAACACACCUGCCGCCGCCAAGCCUAUCGUCAAGUCCAAGCUCUGAGGGAAGGUACCAGACCUGCACCAUACACUCGGAUGGGGGCAGCAGCUUAUAGUGACGAAUUAUGCUGAUAAAAAGCCAUGACAAUAAACGAAUACUGGCGGAGGCGAGCGCAAUGCGUGCUAUACGAGUGGAAUGCGUGCAAUACGAGUGGAAUGCGCGCUGUGAUCCCGCAGGAAAAUACUACAAGAGUCAGGUCGUUUGUGCAUACAGCUUGUUCGGAGAGUCAUGUUUCGUUCGGCGCAAACUUACAGUGUGCUGCAACCCAAUGAAACACAUCAUCUCUUCUGAACAAAGUCC
Molecule: messenger RNA, 1005 nt
Organism: Polychytrium aggregatum
Lineage: Eukaryota; Fungi; Chytridiomycota; Chytridiomycetes; Polychytriales
Product: acyl-CoA N-acyltransferase
Exons: 10
Coding region: 127-708 (193 amino acids)
Biological process (GO): UDP-N-acetylglucosamine biosynthetic process
Cellular component (GO): Golgi apparatus; endoplasmic reticulum; endoplasmic reticulum-Golgi intermediate compartment
Molecular function (GO): monosaccharide binding; glucosamine 6-phosphate N-acetyltransferase activity
Source: RefSeq, a predicted model, not a curated record